Messenger RNA from Papaver somniferum (opium poppy), 1521 nucleotides. RefSeq lists its product as uncharacterized. The transcript is spliced from 4 exons. The record is from RefSeq and is a predicted model, not a curated record. The coding region runs from base 1 to 1521 and encodes 506 amino acids. Lineage: Eukaryota; Viridiplantae; Streptophyta; Magnoliopsida; Ranunculales; Papaveraceae.
AUGGGAAUCAGAGAAGACUUGCAUCCAAAAAUCAUAGAUGGCAAAACAUGGCUUGAACCAGGACCAUAUAACUUAGGCGGCAAGGGAAAGGGUAUAUUUUAUAAUAGGAUGAGAAAUUUGAAAGUUCCAUAUGGGUAUAGUUCUGAUCUUAGGAGGCAUUUCUGGAAGGAUGGUUGCUUGGGUGUCCUUAAGGCUCAUGAUUACCAUGUUCUUAUGCAAAAAAUAUUACCUGUAGCUUUGAAGGGACUUUUACCUGAUGGGCCAAGUACUGCGAUUAACCGGUUAUGUUCUUAUUUUAACGAAAUAUGCCAAAGGGUUGUUGAUCUGACUAGAUUAUUAGAACUUGAAGAAGAAAUUGUUUUGACUUUGUGUAUGUUGGAGAUGUACUUCCCUCCAUCAUUUUUUGAUGUGAUGAUACACUUGACAAUUCACCUAGCUCGAGAAGUGCGUUUAUGUGGACCCGUACAAUAUCGUAGGAUGUAUCCAUUUGUAAGGUAUAUGAAGAUAUUCAAAGAAUACGUAAAAAAUUAUGCACAACCUGAAGCAUGUAUAGCAGAGUGUUACUUGGAAAUGAAGUGCGUCAGGUAUUUAGAUGUUCAUGCAGACAAAGCAUAUGAAGGAGAAGUAAAUCAAAGCCGUAAUGAAAACAUUCAACAUGAUUCCACACCGGCAGGGCGUCCUCUUUCUAAAGGUGUUCAAGUGUAUAUUGGUAGUGAUAUGCUAAAGAUCGCUCAUAGAUAUGUGCUUUUUAACACAGCAGCAAUUGACCCAUAUAGAACAAUGCGCAUGGAUGAGUUAAGAUCCUCCCAUACUGACAGUGAAGACCAACUCCUUUCCAUACACUCAGACACAUUUGCAGAUUGGAUACGGCAAAAGGUUGAAAUGCAAAUUAAUCGAGGCAUAUCUGUAUCAAGUACAGUACAGUGGUUGGAAUAUGGUCCUUUAGAAAAAUGUGUCUCAUAUAAAGGCUUGCAAAUAAAUGGGUCAAGGUUUAUCACGAAGGAUAUUCUAAGAGUCACACAAAACAAUGGUGUUUUAAUUGAGUCAAAAUCUUUAGUUGCAGCAUCACAAAUAAGUAGUGGUUUUUAUGGUGUUUUAGAACAAAUUCUUGUGUUGGACUACCAGCAUAUGUUUCAAAUUCCCAUAUUCAAAUGUGACUGGGCUCACACCUAUUUUGGUGUCAAGCAAGAAAAAGGCUUUACAUUAGUCAACUUACGUCAGUAUAAGAACCAAUAUCAGAAUGAUCCAUUCAUUUUAGCGUCACAAGCCCGACAAGUUUUCUAUUAUCGAGAGUCAUAUUCGUCUAAUUGGUUUGUGAUGUUGAAACCACCACCUAGGGGUUUCCAUGAAUUAGAGCAAUACAAUGAACAUGAAGACACAAUAUGCCUACCGGUGGAUCCUUCAACUCUUGACUUACAAAUGGAUGACAAGCCCGAGACUUAUGCAAGAACUGAUGCUGAACCUAUCUUAGUGGUUCCCGAAAAGAAGAAGAAUAAGAAUAAGAAAAAGAAGUGUCACUAA